Punctularia strigosozonata HHB-11173 SS5 is the source of this 1024-nucleotide messenger RNA. RefSeq lists its product as uncharacterized. Bases 35 to 457 code for a protein of 140 amino acids. The record is from RefSeq and is a predicted model, not a curated record. The transcript has 3 exons. Lineage: Eukaryota; Fungi; Basidiomycota; Agaricomycetes; Corticiales; Punctulariaceae.
CGGUGUAGUAGCCGCCAACGCGCUACGUACCGUCAUGUCUGCUACACCCCAUGGAUGCUCUAUCCAAUCCAACACCCCGGAUAUAUUGACUUAUCGUUACCAAGAGCAAAUGGUUUACGUUAAGCCAGCCUCCCAAUAUGAUCAAGCUGUCGCAGACGCAGUGAUGGCCUUUCCAGAGCUCUCGGGACUCGACCGCGAUCGAAUAUCAUUCUCCCUCACCGUCUUCGUUCAGAAUACGACUAAGACGGUCACGAUCUCCCCGAAUGCCUGGCCUGCCGUCAUCGCGACCCUUUCGCGGUUCGAAAUUCUAGACGUCAACGUUCGGAGGGCGAUCAAGGACGAACCUCCGGUAUACGCAGAGUCUGCCGACUUGCUGGAAGCUCCGGGCAUGAAGGAACGAUCCCGUUCUGCGCCGCCUCCAGGCCGCAUACAGUCAUGGUUAGGAAAGCGUCUUUAACCCCCGGGCUUCGUUCAGACCGCGGGGCGGUCCUCCCGCUGGCCUUGCGUAGCAACCGCGAAACCGUACUGCCCACACCUUCCAAGAUGUGUCACUAUGUUGCGACUGUCGUAUGUUCCGUCAAUGGUCCGCUUCUCCAUGUCCAUGUCGGGUCUUGCGACCUUUUUCCCCACAUUCAUUACUUGAAAUCGUCGGUGGCGCGGAGGAGGGCUGACCUACUGCGGUAUCGGGCCUGCUCUGUGUGCCACUAUAACUCAGAUUCCAAAUUUUAAUUGAUGCUCUCCCCUUCUUGUUGUUCCUUGACAAUUUGCUGCAUGUGGUUUCUUUCAUGUUGGAUGUAUUUGUUUUGAUGCCUUUCAACAUGAAUGAUACCAAACAUAUCUCCUUCUAGGGCCCCAUGGACUAUGAUCGGACGCCAAGGAGUGCUGCACUUCCGGUAUAUAGUGCAUGGUACUCGUCGCACCUUCACGUCCGACCCUAUCAGUAUCCUCCACGGUCACAUCGGACACCAUAUCAAGACCUAUAUAGCCCUUGUGCGCUUGCCGCCCGGGCGAAAAAGAGCACAAG